AAUGACAAUGUAAAUUUUUGACAUUCAUUUCAAUUCGUUUGGUGUUUUCAGAGAAAUUCAUAAUUUGUCUAAUUCGUCUAUUUGUGUUGCGUUUUUAAUUUUAACAGUUUUUUUAAAACAUAAAAUUGAAGAUCCCUUACUUAAAUUGACAAAGUUUUGCAUUUGCAAUAUUAUAACUAACAAUGGAACUGUCUGCAGAGGGCAAAACCCCGGAGUAUAUGGCUCUUGCGGGCAUAAAAUUUAAACUUUCUUUGCCACAAUUUAAAGAUAAUCCCCAGUUAAAAGAACAGUUGUUUGAAGGCAUUAAAGCGGGUAAUAUGGCUCCAUAUUACAAAGAAGUAUGUACAGAUUUGGGAUGGAAAUUGGACCAAAAUUUGUAUGAUGAGAUGGCAAAAGAGAAUCUUAGUAGGCUGUCAAAAUUCCAAGAAGAUGAUUCGGAAACUCCAGUAUGGCAAGAUCGAUUGGACUACUUGUGUUCUAUCGGAGAUAAAGAAGCCGCGACAGCACUGGCGACAACUAAGUAUGAAGACUCCACUUUGACUACUAACAGAAGAUUAGAUGCCAUUUUCGCUUUAUUCAGGAUUGCUUACUUCCAUGGUUGUAAUGUUAAAGAUAUGGGAAAAGCUAUAAACAAGGCACAUGAAUUAGUAGACAAAGGUGGAGAUUGGCGAUCAAGGAACAAGCUGAAGGCAUAUGAAGCAAUUUACUGCCUUGCAGUGAGAGACUACAGUCGUGCAGCUGAAUUGUUUAUUGACUGUGUGUCUACAUUCGAAUCAUACGAGUUGGUUGAUUUUGGUACAAUUAUUCAGUACUGUGUCCUUGCCUGUGCCUUGGCAUUGGAGAGACAUGCUCUUCAGGCAGCACUCCGUAGACAAGGAGCUGCAGUGCAGGCUUUGAGGUCCAGGUUCCCUGAGCUUCGGGAACUUGUGGAAUCUCUACAUGAGUGUCGUUACGCUGACUUUUUGAAAAGUCUUGCCUGGGUGGAGACACAGAUCUGUGUGGACCCGGUGUUCCGGCCCCACUACCAACAUUACGUGCGUGAGGCUCGCAUCAAGGCUUACGUGCAGCUGCUGCGCGCUUACCGCUCACUCAGCCUGGACAACAUCGCUGAUACAUUCGGUGUCACCAGAGAGUUUGUGGAAGAGGAAAUUUCUACGUUCACGGCAGCGGGUCGUCUGCAGUGUCGUAUUGACGCGGUUGCGGGGUGUGUGGUGACGGGUGCGGGGCGCGGCGCUGACGCCGACCGCUCACACCUCUACCAGGCAACCAUCCGAGAGGGCGAUCUGCUGCUCAAUAGAGUCAAGAAACUAGCAAGCGUUAUCAACUUUUAAACGAAGAGCGAAUUGUUCUCAUUUAGCAUCUUUGUGUCGAUAUUUGAUUCGCUAAAUAUUGUAAUUUUUAUGAAUUAAAUGAUACUGAAAUUAAACUGUUUUAUAAUU
Molecule: messenger RNA, 1439 nt
Organism: Papilio xuthus (Asian swallowtail)
Lineage: Eukaryota; Metazoa; Arthropoda; Insecta; Lepidoptera; Papilionidae
Source: RefSeq, a predicted model, not a curated record